CCUGUGGUGCUUGAUGUGGGUCUGUCCGCCCUUCCUGCGAGAGGAAACUCGCACUGACGUAAAGAAACCAGAGCAGACGGGAUCUCAGGGUUAAUUAAGAGCUGAAAUACCUGUUUUACUACACAUCCGAAGCUGUACGCUCCAGUAUCAUAACUUACCCGCUGCCGGUGACUGCAGGUCGGUCAGAAGGAAAAUACAGCAGCCGACAGGGACGGACGAAAAGGAAAUAAACAGUGUAGAAGCUGGUAUUUUGGCAUGGCUGAUCUGCUGAGGCUGCUGCUCCGGGUGGCUGAGAAAGCGGCUAAUGUGGCUCGGGUCUGCAGGCAGGAGGCUAUUCUUUUCCAGCUCCUUGUGCAGGAGAAAACUGGAGAAGACAAGAACAAGAAGUUUGUGCAGGACUUCAAGACACUGGCUGAUGUGGUAAUCCAGGAGAUGAUCCGACAUGAUGUUGGAGCUGAGUUCCCUGAAAUGGUUGGUUUCAUUCAUGGAGAGGAGUCCAACAAGUUUGAAAAUGGGCUUGGAGAGAGUGUGAUUGUCACCGUCUGCAGCACAGAGCAGGAGACCGCCACGCUGUUGUCCACGGUACUCGAUGGCGAUCACACAGCAGCGUCUCUUCUGGCUCGAGCCAUACACCAAGACCCCGCAACGAUCGACGCAAACACAGAUGGUCUGACAGUGCCCCUCAGCCCCUCAGAGCUCGGCAUCUGGAUUGACCCUAUAGACGCCACCAGCCAGUACAUAGAGGGUCGUGAAGAGGUGCUGCAGGAGGGUCACCUGUCUCCUUCUGGUCUUCACUGUGCUUUGGUUCUGAUCGGGGUUUACCUCCGCAGUACAGGGAUGCCUGUUAUGGGUGUCAUCAACCAGCCGUUCCACCACAAAGAUCCAGUAGGAGGAGGUUGGAGGGGGAUGCAUUUUUGGGGAGUGUCCUGUGAUGGUGUAAAUGUCUGCUCAUUGUCUCGACCCAAAGCUGGACCUGAGGGGGGUAAAGGUCUGUCUGCGGUCCUGAGCUCCAGUGAGAAGUCAGUGGUUAAGGACGCUCUGGCCUCGCUGUGCAGCCCUGAUGAGCUGAUGUACGCAUCUGGAGCCGGAUACAAGAUCCUGUGUGUCAUCCAGGGCCUGGCUGAUGUCUACGUCCUCUCAGAGGGCAGCACCUUUAAGUGGGACUCCUGCGCCCCUCAUGCUCUGCUCCGGGCCCUCGGGGGAGGGGUGGUAGACCUGACAAAGAGUCUGCAGUCCAGCUCUGCAGCUCAGACCGAACUGACCUACCACCAGGCAUACACUGAGUGUAAAGGGGCAGACCGUUGGGCCAACCAGGGAGGCCUGGUGGCUUAUCGAGACUGUUCUCAGCUCUGCAGAGUCAUUGAGGCUCUGAAAGGCAAGCUGUAAUUGUCACAUCUCUGAUUAUGUGUUUUCUAUAUUGGAGGAAAGAAAUAUGGGGUCAAAGGAAGAGAUAUUUUAAUUAUAAAUAAUAUCUUAUUUUUAAUCAUAUAUAUGCAAUUUUACGUAUAUUACAAGGUACACUUCAGGUCUGGGCCAAAUAGUUUUCACAUAUAAUGUGUUUUUUUCCUUAAACUGGAGGUUGUAGAGCAGUUGUAGGAGUGUGAAUGACCAGAAAGAAAAGUGUGGAGCAAACUAAAGCACACAACACACUAUAAAUCUGGUAAAUCGAGUAAGAUUCAGCACAGCAAUAUUUAUUGAAAGCAGACUGACAUUUAAGUAAAGGGCAGUGGUCAUUAUUAUCCAGACAGGGUGAUGCAGACCUCCCUUUACUACAGGACUACUCACUAAAGAAAUCAAUAACUUGCAAAAAUAUUAAUCUGGUUUUACUGAUUUAUUUUUUUUAAUAAAAUAUUUUCUGUAGAGGCUUAAGCCUCAAGAGUCUAUGAUCAGAACUGUGCCCAUAGAUAAAAUGGAGGAAUGGAACGUCAGUAUUGACCAAUCAGAAUCCCAGUAUCAAGUAAAGAUCCAGUGUGCAAAAUUCAGGACGAUCUAAUUCCAGAAGUAGAAUAUACUUUAAGAUUAAUAAUUAUGUUUUUAUUGAUGGAAUGUAUAAUCACAUGAAAAUGAGAACUGUUCUGUUUUCAAUACCUCAGAAUGAGUUGUCAAUAUUUAUAGUCUACAAUCUACAGUAUUUUUUUUUGCUUGGUUUUAUAACACGUUAUGUUUAAGUGUGGACCAGAGUUAAUAUCCCCUUAACUAUAAGCCAACAACAGACAACACACACUCACUCUAAUGAGGGACUUGUGUGUAUUUUGCAGCUACUGUUGGUGAACAUGGUGGGUUUUACUUUGGUUGCAGUCUGCAACUUCACUGUCACUAAAUAUCAAUAAUACUGAACCUUUAACAAAGCUGUGUUUUAAAGGAAAAGUAAGAUAAAUACUAGGGCACUCGGAGACCACCUCAGCUUAGGCCACUCUUCUCAUUCAUGGCCUGUGUUUUCCACCUUUCUGUCUGCUGUUUCAUUUAAGGUAGUUUAACUGUUUACAUGGAAACAAAGCUCUUAGUUCUUCUUUCCCUCAUUCCCUCAGUUCAUCUGCUUCUUUCCCUCAACUAAGAAUCAGUGCCGUAGUUUUUGUAUUAUCCUGCAGACAGACCAACAGGAAUGACUGAAAAACGUCCUUGGCACAGGUCAUAAGUGAAAAGCAUCUUCACAAUGAAACAUAUCGGUCAAAUCUAAAUUUCAAAAGUUUAAUUUUGAAUGCUGUUUAUCCCAGGCCUGAUAACCAUGUAUUACACCAUUGCAAAGCUUUUAGAUUAGAUGAGUCUGUUUGCUGCUGGACAGCUGAGGAAUGCUUCACUGUCAGAGGAGUAUGUAACCUGGCAUCACAACUGACCUGAUGAGUGUUUGUUAUAGUGAAAUGACUGUUUUAUCAGACCUGUAAAACAUAAAUAAGUGAAGUGAAUGAAUGAGGCCCUAAUCGAAGCGUCGGAAUCUGCACGUCAGUGAAUUGGCUCCUUUUAAGGAGCAGAUGGAUUCACAUGCCCUGCCCUUUUUCCAUGGCCACAGCACCAUUAGUUAAUAAGGUCAGGGAAUGGAAAAGCCUUAUGAGGUAAAACAGCGAUAGAGAGCUCUUUCAGUGUGGGUUUACACUAAAAUGAAAUAUGAAGCCCAACGACACCUAUGCAGUCUGACAGUGCAGCAGGAGAUACUUAUAAAGAUGUUUGCAGUGUACAUGUGUAACUUUACUUUCAUUGUCACUCUGUUUAAAUUGUAUUAAGUCUUGCAUUAGUUUAUACAGAGCACAAACCAGUACAAACAUUGUGCAUGUUGGAAACCAUUUUAUUUUGAAAACCAGAGAAAGCGGGGGAAAGAAACCCAACAGUGACAUUUUAAAACUGUUUGCCAGCCAGGGAACUCACCUCAUUAUUCCCUACAAAACACCCUGAUGAUUGUCAGAUAUUUUUUGCAAUACUUCUGCAUAUUCUGUUAAAAACAUAAAAAAAAC
Molecule: messenger RNA, 3446 nt
Organism: Sphaeramia orbicularis (orbiculate cardinalfish)
Lineage: Eukaryota; Metazoa; Chordata; Actinopteri; Kurtiformes; Apogonidae
Gene: inpp1
Product: inositol polyphosphate-1-phosphatase
Exons: 6
Coding region: 256-1386 (376 amino acids)
Biological process (GO): phosphatidylinositol phosphate biosynthetic process
Molecular function (GO): inositol-1,4-bisphosphate 1-phosphatase activity
Source: RefSeq, a predicted model, not a curated record